Messenger RNA from Umbelopsis ramanniana AG, 1496 nucleotides. RefSeq lists its product as uncharacterized. Bases 98 to 1387 code for a protein of 429 amino acids. The transcript has 8 exons. Gene Ontology annotation, molecular function: clathrin-cargo adaptor activity. NCBI's taxonomy places the organism in Eukaryota, Fungi, Mucoromycota, Umbelopsidomycetes, Umbelopsidales, Umbelopsidaceae. Gene Ontology annotation, cellular component: cytoplasmic vesicle; AP-2 adaptor complex. Gene Ontology annotation, biological process: clathrin-dependent endocytosis; intracellular protein transport. The record is from RefSeq and is a predicted model, not a curated record.
GGGUCACGAAAAAUUCGGAGUCAGGACCGCCCAAAAAGUCACAAUUGAUAUAUUGUGAGGGCGGCUGCUUUUCAACUUGGCACUUCACUCAUCCGCCAUGAUCAGCGCAUUCUUCAUAUAUAAUCAGAAGGGAGAAGUGCUUAUCUCUCGAUUAUAUCGACACGACCUAAAGCGCUCGGUGGCCGACAUCUUUCGCAUUCAGGUCAUCUCGAACACAGACGUCCGGUCACCCAUCAUCACCCUCGGCUCGACCUCCUUCUUCCAUGUUCGCCACGAAAAUCUAUACAUUGUUGCAGUCACCAAGUGGAAUGCCAACUCUGCUUUGGUGUUUGAGUUCUGCUACAGAGUCAUUAAUAUCGGAAGAGCAUAUUUUGGCAAGUUUGACGAAGAGGCAGUCAAGAAUAACUUUGUGGUGAUCUACGAGCUGCUGGAUGAAAUCCUGGAUUUUGGAUACCCACAAAAUAGCGAAACAGAUACCCUAAAGAUGUAUAUUACAACCGAGGUUGUCAAGUCAGAGCGAGCUGUCGAAGACUCGAGCAAAAUUACCAUCCAAGCUACAGGUGCUACGUCCUGGAGACGAAGUGAUAUUAAAUACAGAAAGAAUGAGGCUUUCAUUGAUGUUAUUGAGAGUGUUAAUCUGUUAAUUAGCAACACGGGAACUGUACUUCGUGCGGAUGUAUCGGGACAAAUUCUUAUGAGAGCAUAUCUGUCAGGUACUCCAGAGUGCAAGUUCGGUUUGAACGACAAGUUGUUACUGGACAAAGAUGCCGUGACAAAGUCAAACCCUUUGCGUAGACCCAAUGCUGUUGAAAUUGAUGAUUGUCAAUUUCAUCAAUGCGUUAAGCUUGGAAAGUUCGAUAGCGACAGAACCAUUAGCUUUAUACCACCCGAUGGCGAAUUUGAACUUAUGAGAUACCGCACAACAGAAAAUGUGAAUUUGCCCUUCAAGGUCCAUCCUGUGGUGAAUGAAAUUGGGCGAACAAGAGUCGAAUACAAAAUCAAUGUCAAGGCCAACUUUUCACCAAAACUUUAUGCACACAAUGUCGUCCUCAAGAUCCCAACUCCUCUCAACUCUGCUAAGGUCGAGGUCAAGGUUGGCGCAGGAGGAAAGGCGAAAUACGCACCAGCUGAGAACUGCAUCAUAUGGAAAAUCCCACGUUUCCAGGGCCAGUCCGAGUUCACCUUGAGCGGAGAAGCCGAAUUGUCGGCUAUGACACAUAAGAAGGCCUGGUCACGGCCUCCAAUUGCCAUGGACUUCCAGGUUUUGAUGUUUACAUCUUCGGGAUUGCUUGUUCGAUUCCUCAAGGUGUUUGAGAAGAGUGGAUACCAAUCUGUCAAGUGGGUUCGCUAUAUGACCAAAGCCGGCUCAUAUCAAAUCAGAUUCUAAGCCCUUGUAUGUGGAUGACAAUGGGCUCAAGUUUACCGAACCCAUGUCUAAAAAAAUUAAUUCAACCAUCCAAAGUGACUUUUGCACCCGAAUAAACUUUUUAUACAAC